CGAGAACUGUCAUUGACAGAAAUGUGCACUUGGCUCAUUUCCGCUGUGCCGGCAGUUACACUUCACUUCAACCAUUAUUAUACAAGUCAACAGAACUUUCCGUAAAGCGCUUGCUCUAACACUGUUAUUCAUCCAGACGCUACAGCUGCAAUACCACCGUGCACAAAGAACUAACACCCGAAUGACGAGCAUUUCUGAAGUCUGCAAUUCCAUUUACGGACUGAACUACUCAAUUACGGAGGCUGUCGCGGCAUUGGGCGAACAGUGUGGGUUCUACAACGAAGCCCGAGAAUUGCAACGAAUCCUUCGGCGAAUACAAGCGUUGGUGUCGACGGUGGAACCGUACCUCAAUGGAGUUCGCGUCUGGAGCAGCCUUCGGGAGGUGGAGGGAACGCUGGUGACGGUUCUCCAGGUCUUAUCAGAGGCGGGCGCAAAAGGCCCACUUGUGUCGUACUUGCAAGCCGACCACACGACAUCACGUUUCUCGGCAGCAGCGGCACAGCUGGACGCGGCGCUCGCGCAAUUACAGGAGGAGGCGUGCAAAGCCUCAACUGCUUCCCUGUCAGGCUCCAACUCUCUCAGCGCUUCUUGUUGCAACUGCAGUGACAUUGCCAGUAAUAGUGAUGAAGCGGCAGACCGGGAUAGCUGCAGCAGCACGCAAAUCAGCAGCAGCAGCAGCAACAGCAGUAGUUCCGGAGCUGGACUUGGGGACAGGCAGCCAGGAAAGGUGCCUGAGGAGGUGCAGGAGGAGCUCCUGGGCGUGCGGGAGCAGCUGCGGAGCACGUGCUUUGACCUACCAGUGGCGCACAGAGCCAACCUGUUGCGUUAUCGCCAUGCGUGCGACAGCUUGCAAGCACACUUCCAAGCCAUGCAGAAGUCCUGUGGUGAAAUGCUGGAGGCCACGGCACAUGCGAGGCAGCUGAGCCAGGAGGACUUUGCAGCUGCCAUUGCCGAGCUCCAGCAGGAAGUGGAGCUGCAGCAACAGCUGCUGCUACUGCUACAAGCGGAGCCCAGCCUCAGCCUCGGCCCUGGCACCCUACCCGACGGCGAGCCGUCUGCCUGCGCCGCGGGCGCCAGCCGCAGUCGCCAGCCGACGCCGCCUCACUCUCCGCUGCCUCACAGUCGGUUACCGGUAAGGCUGACGCAGGUGCAGCAGUGUCGGCGGCAGCAGCACCACCUGCGCAUGCUGAUGGACCUUCUGAGGGCGCAGCAUGUGAAUGUGGAGUGCGAGGCGCCGCUGGAGUUCAUCUGCCCCCUCACGCACCAGGUCAUACAGGACCCGGUGCUCCUGCACGACACGGGGCACAGCUACGAACGCAAGGCCCUGGAGGAGUGGUGGGCUAAGGGGCAUCACUUCUGCCCACGCACAGGUGUGCCCCUCCGCCGCUUGAGCACCAGCCCCAACCACAGCCUGCGCAGUGCCAUCGGGCGGUGGCGGCUGCACAGCGACAUGCACCUCAGCUUCCGCCCUGUCCUCAACACGCUAGCGGCGGAGGCCCGACAGCAGCACAAUGGUGCAGGCCCGCAUCAGAAGCAUGAGCCGCAAAGGGAGGUUGAGACAACAGCAGCCGCAACAGCUAGUAUGCGGCUGCUAGGGGUGCCGACUGAGGCCCCAAAGGGCGAUGGGGUGCAGGUGCAGGCGCAGGGCCUGGCG
This is a messenger RNA of Astrephomene gubernaculifera, 1654 nucleotides long. The record is from the annotation of a GenBank genome assembly. Lineage: Eukaryota; Viridiplantae; Chlorophyta; Chlorophyceae; Chlamydomonadales; Astrephomenaceae.